GACGUCGGAGCGGUGGAGGAUUAUGGGAAAUAACAUGGCGGCCCUGUUAAAGGAGUGAGGAACGGGACGUUAUCCCGGAAGCCAGAUCCAACCAAGCCGGGUUUACGGGUUUCGUAGACACCAGGAACUAACCCCCCUGGAAAAGGCAUCAGUUAAGGGCAGGUGACAGUAGAAAGAAGCGUCAUGUUGACGCUAGCGAACAAGUUGAAGCGGGACAGUGGUGUGAGAGGGAGCAGAACAUCCAGCUCAGCUCCAGACUCUGUACGCAGAGUGUCUAUCCGAGAUAGAUUACUUGUGAAAGAAGUUGCAGAACUUGAAGCCAACUUACCAUGUACCUGUAAAUUGAAUUUUCCUGAUCCCAACAUGCUGCACUAUUUCCAGCUGACAGUGAGCCCAGAUGAAAGUUAUUACCAAGGAGGGAAGUUUCAGUUUGAAGUUGAAGUCCCAGAUGCUUAUAACAUGGUGCCUCCAAAAGUGAAAUGCUUAACGAGGAUCUGGCAUCCGAACAUCACAGAGACAGGAGAAAUCUGUUUAAGUUUGCUGAGGGAGCAUUCAAUAGAUGGAACGGGCUGGGCCCCAACAAGAACGUUAAAGGAUGUUGUGUGGGGAUUAAACUCCUUGUUUACAGAUCUGUUAAAUUUUGAUGAUCCUUUGAACAUUGAAGCUGCAGAGCAUCAUUUGAGAGAUAAGGAGGAGUAUCGGAAUAAAGUUGAGGAUUACAUAAAGCGUUAUGCCAGAUGAUGUCAUAUAUACAGCUUCAAAACUCUGAGCCCUCUCCAGGAGAACAGGCCAGCUUCAAAGAUGUCUCCAGAGUCAGGUGGGGGAAGAGACUGGAAACCACUGGACUGGUUUUGUACCCUCUCCCUUUCAAAGACUGAGACAAGUAUUUUACCUCCAGCACCCGCACACCACCUCCGCAGUGUUCCUGCCACCUGGACUUAAAACAAAAAAAAAUAAAGAAAAAAAAAAUGCCGCUACUCAUGUUCCUUCACCCUUCCGGUUUGGCUAUUGACGUGUGUGUUUUAUUUAUGAAGAGGAGGGACUAAACCUUUCUCUUUCCUUUUUGUUUAGGUUUUUUUUUGUUUUGUUUUUUUAAUGUCGCAAAUAAUCUUUAACAAAUAUAUUAAGAGCCCAUAUCUGAAGUAAAGUAGAACAACAAGCAGUGUUACACACUAUAUCAUAACAAUAUAUCCUUUGCUUGUUGGUGGGUAUUGCAGUAAAUUGAAGUAGUGGCCAUGUAUGGUUCUGUUAUACAAUUUCUCUUGAUCACAAUUUCUCAUUUAAAGAAAAAGGGAAAAAAAUAUUAUUUAAGCUUUUGUCUAAACUGCAAUAUUAACACCAAUAUUAUUGGUGUGUUCCAAAUUGCAAAUGAUGUGUUUUAAGUAAAACCAAAAAGUUUUCCAACUCCUCAGAAAGUUGCUCAACCACAUUGAAAACUCCAUAGCCCUAUUGUGGCUUACCUAUUGCAGUGAUUAAUAUUAUACCAACUGAUAUCUACAUAUGUUUGCUUCAGAUACCCAACUUGUACAGAAGGACUGCAUCAUGAACACGGUUACUUGUUGUGUUUAUUGACUAAAUAGUGCAUUGACAAUUACACUGACAUGUUUAAAAUUUUUUUUUCAAAAACAGGAAGUGGAAAAUGUAUCCAAAUUGACUACUUUGGGCUUAAUGCUGCUGUUUAAUUUUCAAUUUCCCACAAUUCAUUGUUGAGUUAAUAAACAUUCUAUGAAAUACAGAUGCUGGAAUGCCAAAAAUCCAAGUAAUGGGCCUUACUUAUUGGUGGGCGUAUUUGGCAUGAUUGAACAUUUUAAUUUUUUUUCCUUUAAGGGUGCCGUAUUAAAUUACAAUAAAUGCCAUUAUGCAAACUCCCUGGAAGGGAAAGUGUGUGCAGGGUGGAUACACAAAAAAUGUACUGUUUACCACAAUAACAAAACAUUUUAUUAUCUUAAGGUGCUUAGUGAAAAGUGUGUGUAACUGCAACCCUGAAAUGUAUGAAAUGAGUGCUAUGAAUAUACGGAUAUGCACUUUCUUUGCUCAGGCAUGUAUGUGAUGUGUCCUGAUUUCAUAUAGAUAUGGCUGGUAAGGGGCAGUGUUUUGAUUUGUUGGAGUUGCAUUGUAUAAAAAUGUUGUCUUGUAAGUUUACAAAACCUUGAUCCUUCAUACAGACUUAUCUAUCGAAGAAACAAACAAGGCUAUUAUUAGAGAAUGUCAUUCCUUUGCAAUGGAUUUUUUUUUUUUACUCCAUCAGUCAAAACGACAUGUUCCUCUUAAAUCAGGGGAGGCCAAUAACUGAAAUCCAAGUUGUUGUAGAACUCGCAAGAUGCUUUGGCAAAUAAUGAGGGUCUUGCUUUUGGCCACCCCUGCUUUGAAUAUUCACUAUGCCAAUUCUGCCCAUUGUUGACUUUGAUAUUGAUUUCCCUGUAUAAUAACAUGUACAAAAUGAAUGUUGCUAAUAAAAUCUGCAAUAUCUGUAGUACAAAAUCCAACUUCCCUUCCAUUUAUUGGCAAGGUUUUCUCUUGUGGUAAGUUAGUUACUAUAGUCCACCUCUGUGUUGCAAACUUAAGUAUAGCUUUGCAAAUAUCCGUGUUGAAAUCAGGGAAAAUGAGUAGUAUACAGUGUGAUGAUCUUCAAGCUAUUUUCAUAGUACUUUAAACCUAGACUAUGAGGAUUUGUACUAAAAUGAGAAAAAAUAAUUCUGUAAGGAAUUAAAAAAAAAAACACA
Molecule: messenger RNA, 2723 nt
Organism: Pelobates fuscus (common spadefoot toad)
Lineage: Eukaryota; Metazoa; Chordata; Amphibia; Anura; Pelobatidae
Gene: UBE2F
Product: ubiquitin conjugating enzyme E2 F (putative)
Exons: 10
Coding region: 184-741 (185 amino acids)
Source: RefSeq, a predicted model, not a curated record